Messenger RNA from Penicillium maclennaniae, 1371 nucleotides. RefSeq lists its product as uncharacterized. Gene Ontology annotation, molecular function: ribonuclease T2 activity; RNA binding. Bases 1 to 1371 code for a protein of 456 amino acids. NCBI's taxonomy places the organism in Eukaryota, Fungi, Ascomycota, Eurotiomycetes, Eurotiales, Aspergillaceae. The record is from RefSeq and is a predicted model, not a curated record. The transcript has a single exon.
AUGCUAUGGCCAUGUCACGCACGUCUUGCCUUUGUGUUGGUGGCAUUGGCGUGUCUCGUCGCUGGGGCUGCCGCCUCAUGCACCGGUCAGUCGGACAGUUGUGCCUCCAACCCGAACCCCCUUUGGCGCUUCAGUCCCGUCAACUAUCACGUCGAUACGUGCAACUUUAAGUGGAGGCGAGGAUGCACCACCUUGGACAAAAACGACAACCUGCAGCAGAAACCACCGCCCUUCUCUCUAUGCGAUGCAUUGCACAGACCUGCAGGGCGGCUGCCUACCGACGCCUACACGCUGGCGUUGCAGCAGAAUGACUUCGCCCCGGCCUCACCUAACGUCACGCUGCACGGACUGUGGCCCAGCUCCCAAGGUGGGCGCGGAUCGAAGAAUCAGCCCUAUGGCUGUGAGCAUGGUGAAGAAUUUGACGAAUCGUACCUCACGACCUUUGGAACCCUGUUGAGUUACUUUUGGCCGACCGACUCGAAAUUCAACAACACCAUGGAGUGUUUCAUCCUGUCCGAGUGGAUGAAACACGGCACAUGCGCUGUCAUACCUGGUGCUGAUGGGAGUGCGUUUCGCCUGCCACAGGAGGCAUACUACCGCACAGCUUUCGUGCUGGCCAAUGAGUAUAACGCCAACCCGGCUCUGCAGGAACGGUUGCAGAAUAUGGAACCGCUCAUCAGUGCCAGCUGCGUGCAAUGUGGAUAUCUCGCCACAAUCGGCUGGACGGACAACACGGUGAAUAGCGUCCCGAGGAUGUCCGACGAUUGCAUUGAUCAAUGCUUUGCAUGCGGUGACUCCUGGACCACCUGCCCUCCCGCCAAUCUCGACAGCACAGUCUUGCUUGGCCCCACCAACGCACCCACGCCACCCCAGAAUGUUCCUCCUGUGGGGUUUGGGAUGCCAGCCCUGUCAGGUGACAUAAUCUCCCCAUGGCAAGGCAUAUGGCGUUCGUUUGGAGCUGAGCAGCACGGGUCUGGCAAGUUCGAAUUCGCUCAGACUUUCACGGAGGACACUCUGACAGUCACCACCGACAGCCCUUACCCAGAAACGUGCGCUUAUGAGCGUCGAUCCCACCGAGAAAUUGUCUUGCAGAAAUGUGGUGCGAAUCGUCACUUGGAAGACUGCCUGGUGCAGCGACUGCCAGACAUCGGUGGCCUCGAGGUGGCCUUCUUGGCGUGUAAUCACACCGGUGCCCCGGCACCUGUCGACUUCUACGCUGCAAUGGACACUCCCAACUGUGGCAACUUCCUCAUGUUUCGCUGCAAGCCAUCCUCGGCCGCGGGUGUGCCUUCUCGCCCGUCAUCACCCCUGCCGCCGCUCCACUGCAGCACUGGCCAGCGGCCAGCAAGGCGUAUGAGCCCUGCCCUCUGA